Gekko japonicus is the source of this 1091-nucleotide messenger RNA. It is a transcript of the gene NAA20, whose product is annotated as N(alpha)-acetyltransferase 20, NatB catalytic subunit. The record is from RefSeq and is a predicted model, not a curated record. Gene Ontology annotation, cellular component: NatB complex. Gene Ontology annotation, biological process: N-terminal peptidyl-methionine acetylation. The transcript has 6 exons. Gene Ontology annotation, molecular function: protein-N-terminal amino-acid acetyltransferase activity. Lineage: Eukaryota; Metazoa; Chordata; Lepidosauria; Squamata; Gekkonidae. The coding region runs from base 153 to 689 and encodes 178 amino acids.
GUGAUGACGCAAGGGGGCGCGCGACUUCCUGUCGGCCUCCCGUCAAGGCCGCGCCUCCCGGGCGGUUGCCUGGCAACUCCUUCAGCCGGAGCAGGCCGCCGCCGGCCUCAGGAGCGCCCGGGUCGGGAGCCGCCGCCGCCGCCGCCGCCGCCAUGACUUCGCUGCGGGCCUUCACCUGCGACGACCUCUUCCGCUUCAACAACAUCAAUUUGGACCCUCUUACAGAGACCUAUGGGAUCCCAUUUUACUUACAGUACUUGGCCCACUGGCCAGAGUAUUUUAUUGUUGCAGAAGCACCUGGUGGAGAGCUAAUGGGUUACAUUAUGGGGAAAGCUGAAGGUUCGGUGGCUAGAGAGGAGUGGCAUGGCCACGUGACCGCCCUCUCUGUCGCUCCUGAAUUUCGCCGGCUGGGCUUGGCUGCUAAGCUAAUGGAGCUGCUUGAAGAAAUCUCAGAAAGAAAGGGUGGAUUUUUUGUGGACCUCUUUGUAAGAGUGUCAAAUCAAGUUGCCGUGAAUAUGUACAAACAGCUGGGCUACAGUGUGUACAGAACCGUGCUAGAAUACUACUCUGCUAGCAAUGGGGAGCCCGAUGAAGACGCUUAUGACAUGAGGAAAGCCCUAUCUCGAGACACAGAGAAGAAAUCAAUCGUGCCAUUACCUCAUCCCGUCAGACCAGAAGACAUUGAAUAAGCCGAGGCCGGCUAUUUAUACAGCGGGCCGAAAUAACAUUUGGAGACAGCUGGGAACACUUUCAGAGGACGCCGCAGCGUUUAAAAACAAAUGCAGUAAGGAGCCUCGGAGCAAUGGAGCAAAGGAAUCCGCAGACACGGGCUUUUGUUUGUAGGCUUUUGGGCGGAGUCUUCUAAUGCUGCUGCUGCAAAGCAGAUUUAGGACUGGAAUCUUUUUUUCUGCUUUUAAUUAAACCAUAAAUAAAUCUCAGUUGUUUUGAACGGUUACAAAACUUCAAAUUCAGAUAAAGUAUCACGUCAUGUUACAGGCCUUAAAGCAAACAGGAAAAAUAAAUAAAUGAAACCAGUAGAGUAAAACCUAGAUGUCUACAAACAUCUCCAUUUUCUGAUGCUCAUAAACAUU